Molecule: messenger RNA, 1205 nt
Organism: Arvicola amphibius (Eurasian water vole)
Lineage: Eukaryota; Metazoa; Chordata; Mammalia; Rodentia; Cricetidae
Product: D-dopachrome decarboxylase
Exons: 3
Coding region: 647-1003 (118 amino acids)
Molecular function (GO): phenylpyruvate tautomerase activity
Source: RefSeq, a predicted model, not a curated record
UGAAACUCAUGCUAUAGACCAGGCUGGCCUUGAGCUCAGAGCGCCACCUGCCUCUGCCCCCUGAAUGUUAUGAUUAAAGGCACACUCCACCACUGCCCGGCCAGAUUGCCUUGUUUUAAAUGGUUCUGCUACCCUCUAGUGCACAAUGACUCAUCACUCACCGAAGAGGCUAACAAACUCAGGUAGUUUAAGGUCCAACUGGAGAUGCCCUUGUCCUAGGGUCUUGCCCAAGCACAUCUCACUCACAGGUCUCAAGACUGUUCAAAAGAAGUGAAUUCCAUAUUGAAUUUGAAAUAAUCAUAAUCAUUCAAGAAACUUUAAGCCAGCCUGGCGCUAUGAAGUCUACAGAAAUGUAUGCAUUGUGGGUGCUUAGCUGAGACGCUCAGAGGGAAGCAGAGCCCCCUGCUGACUGGGAGGGCCAAAGGCUCUGAAGCUAGGAGUUGGGUAAUUUGGAGCCAGCACACGUGAUUACAGAAGAGGAGUAGCCCAGGUAGCCAAUCCAGAAUUGCCGACGCUGCCCGGCCAAUGAGAAGCUUAGCUGAGCCCCCUCUCAACGCCCCGCCCCGCCCCCCUUUCCGGAACCUCCGCGGGCUCCGGCGGCUCUCUCCGCGCAGUUGACGCUUUGCGAUCGCUCUCGCCCCCCAGCAUGCCAUUCAUUGAGUUGGAAACGAACUUGCCAGCUAGCCGCAUACCUGCAGGGCUAGAGAAGCGGCUGUGUUCGGCCACCGCCGCCAUCCUGGACAAACCCGAAGACCGCGUGAGUGUGACGUUACGGCCUGGCAUGACCUUAUUGAUGAACGGAAACACAGAGCCCUGCGUCCAGCUUCUGAUCUCUUCCAUCGGCGUUGUGGGCACGGCAGAGCAGAACCGCAGCCACAGCUCCCGCUUCUUCGAGUUCCUCACCAAAGAGCUGGCCCUGGACCAGGACCGGAUAUGUAUCCGCUUCAUCCCCUUGGAGCCCUGGCAGAUUGGAAAGAAAGGAACUGUCAUGACGUUUCUAUGAUUGAAACAAAGAAUCCAGGGCGCCUGCUGAGCCUGUCCAGAGCCCUCUAGAGAGGCUUCCUGGCAGACUGUGGCUGGGUAGACACCACUGCCGGAUACCUCCUUUGUACAUGUGUCUAUGGCUUCACUGCACACUUUGGUUUUUCUUCUCCAGUCUCAUGAAUAAAGAUGAGGUCAAAUAAACAAAGAGAGUGUAACCCCAA